This is a messenger RNA of Physella acuta, 732 nucleotides long. RefSeq lists its product as uncharacterized. The record is from RefSeq and is a predicted model, not a curated record. Lineage: Eukaryota; Metazoa; Mollusca; Gastropoda; Physidae.
CACCCACAACGAUAGACACAGGAAAAUGUCCAGACUACAUGUUGGCAUGCUUUCGGCACGAUAGGUCAGGUCACACAUAAAACCCAAAGUCCCGGGACCCACAGUUCCAUCCCUGCAGGGCUAGAGUCCCACAUGAAGCACAGACACACGGGGACUUGACCUGCUCACUCACCAUGUUGAGUGUUGUCUACAAUGAUCCCUUCAUUGUGUUUCCCUUCCGUUUGUAUGGUCUUGGAUUUGCUUUUGGUGAGGCAGUGUACCGCCGGCUACCCGUGGGGACGCUAUUUUUGGGCGAAACGAUAGCCCGAUGCUACAUCCUAGCCCACACCAUCCACAGGGCGUUCAAUGCCCAAUCAAAUGUAGCUCCUGCCGUCAUAGCCUUUGAUACCCUCAUACAUGACGGGUUCUCCUGUGCAUUUUUCCCUCCCGUGCUGGCCUAUCAUGUGUACAAAAUUUUCGAAUCCUUAAUGGGGGAUCUGGAAUUUCUGCCAAUGUUUUUCCGCAAGAAUGUACCAGCCGUCAUCAGCUUAGCAGCAGUGUGGUACACCUACCCCCAUUUUGACGAACUGGUCGAGAAAUUCAUGAACGAAACCAUCCGACAAGUCUAUUAAAUGCCAAAACUCACAAAAAAAAAAACAAGUUCCAUAUUUUAUUUUGAAGAAUUGUUAGUGAUUGAUCAGCUGCUGUUAAUUUUUAUGCUACAAUAGGAUAGUGUCUCGAUUACUUUAAUUA